UUUUCUGUCAAGAUGUCAUGAACCCAGCCUUAGUCGCCAUAUUGUUUCCGGUGAUGCGCGUAUUGGAGCGCGUUGGGCAUGUUGGAGCAUGCGACGCGACAAACCUUUGAUCAACAUUUAUGGAUUCCUCCCUCUGAUAUUUGGAGGCACUCGGGUGAUAUUUCCGAACGCAGCCCAACAUGACACGAGUCCACAAGUCCACAAGUCCACAACGGUCCACGAGUGCGAAUUUGCGAAGUGCGAUGAGUGCGGGCCUAAAAUAUAAACAAUACGACAUGUAAAUUAUAUCAUCGAUUACAUCGAUGGUUAACGGAGAUGUACACAUUGCUGCAUGGUUUGUACAAGUAUUUGAUGCAAAAGGACGAGUACUUUAUAUUAAUUUUAGGACUCGAUAAUGCGGGGAAAACGACUUACCUCGAGGCGGCGAAGACGAAAUUUACGAAAAAUUACAAGGGUAUGAAUCCGAGCAAGAUUACGACUACUGUAGGCUUGAACAUUGGCAAGAUCGACAUCGCUGGAGUAUCUUUUAAUUUCUGGGAUCUCGGUGGUCAAGAGGAACUUCAAUCUCUGUGGGACAAAUAUUAUGCAGAAUCUCACGCUGUGAUUUAUAUUGUUGACUCGUCUGAUCGUGAUAGAAUACCAGAUUCCAAAGAAACUUUUGAUAAGGUGAUAUCAUCUGAGCAUCUAAUUGGCGUACCAUUAUUGGUACUAGCAAAUAAACAAGAUGUACCUGAUUGUAUGGGUGUCAGAGAAGUGAAGCCAAUAUUCAAUCAAAGUGCGCAUUUAAUUGGUAGAAGAGAUUGCAUGGUGAUGCCUGUAUCAGCCCUUAAUGGGGAUGGAGUAGACGAAGGCAUACAUUGGUUGGUGGAUUGCGUCAAAAGAAACAGUGAUAUACGACCGCCUCGUAAUCAGGACGACAAUUCCUUAUCUUAGCUGUGACAUCCCUAUUCUUUGAUAUAUAAAAAGAAUGUAUCGCACACAGGUGAUAGGAUAGAACGUUCAUUUCUUUCUAAGAAUAUUCUAAAAUUUACGUAAAAUGAUUUAUCAGAUCUUGCUUGGAACUGGAUUUGUAUGAGUGAAUGCCUGAUAUCAAGGUAGUCGCCGAGAUAAGAGAUAAUGUCCACACCUUGUCUCGAUGCUCUAUUAUGUUAGUGAUAAAGAAUGUACAAAACUGAUCGCGCAACUGUAGGUACUCUGUUUGAUAUAUAGGUUGUGAUUUUUGUGCGGUGCAUUUCUUUUUGGUCGUAAGCUUCUUAUUUAUUUAACAUUAUCACAUACUAUGUGGCCUUACUAUGACACCGAGGAUUGGAGUGUCUUGCCGCCGGAACUCAACAGAAGGUGAUUUAUUCAGCUUAUAAUGGGAGCUUUCCAACAAAAGACAUAGGAAUUAUUUUGUUUUUCUCUUUCAUUCAUCAAUAUAUCGAAUGAAGACAAAAUGAUUCCUGUAUGUCGAUAUGUGUUUCUUGUUGAGAAACUCUCAUACAGACUGUGUUCCGAUAUUCGCUGCUAGUACUGAAAAUCUAUAAUCUAUAGUAUACGUUACGUGCACUAUAGACUUUUAGCACUGAACGCAGCCUACAUGAGAGUUUUCCAGUAAGAGACUAGUUGAAUACAUACUAUACAUAAACCUAUCGAUAAAGAAAUUGUUUUGUAGCAGAACAUUUAUCACUCGAAAUUGUACAUUGUAUGAUUGUGUCUGAAGAUUGAAAUUAUCUGUAGCAUUUUAAGAAACUUCUCUAUGAAGGGAAGAGAUUAUAUUAAUAAACUAAUUGAAGCAUGUA
Molecule: messenger RNA, 1781 nt
Organism: Acromyrmex echinatior (Panamanian leafcutter ant)
Lineage: Eukaryota; Metazoa; Arthropoda; Insecta; Hymenoptera; Formicidae
Gene: Arfrp1
Product: ADP-ribosylation factor related protein 1
Biological process (GO): protein localization to Golgi apparatus; intracellular protein transport; Golgi to plasma membrane protein transport
Cellular component (GO): Golgi apparatus
Molecular function (GO): GTPase activity; GTP binding
Source: RefSeq, a predicted model, not a curated record